CAGAAGCGCUUUUAUUCAAUUUUAAAACCUUUUUCUAACUAUCCGUGUCUGUUUCUGUAAGUUUGUCGACAAACGUGCCGCCAUUUCGCUAAAUAUUUUGCGUCGACAUGAAUCUCGGAGACGGCCUGUUGUUUGAACUUGAAAAUGGAAAACCCAAGUUGAUUUUACUGAGUCAUGGCAUUGAGAAGAAUCCAGCAAAGCUGUCCUGCAGGCCCAGAGCGGCUAACAUCCUGAGCUUGAGUCAGCCGUCCUGUGUGGAGGAGGUGCAAGGAGAGGAGCGUCCAGCACAGAAGCAGGUGGGGAGGCACAGAGAAACCAAGAGCAAAGCAGGAGGAGCACCCACCUCCAACACUGCCAUCAGUGGGGGGAGGAGCUCCAGUCUGACAUCAUCCAAGACACAUGAGCAUCACAAAGGGGGAAGCGUCAAAGUUGUGGCUAAAGUGAAGUCGGACAAACACAAACACAGCACUACUACUACCAGUGGGAAAACAGGACAGCCACAGAACAGUGGGACACAAGGCGGUGGAAAGGUAGGACUAAAGGACACGCUGGCCAGUGGGGACACAGGACUGAAGGAGAGCACGGUGUGUCUGACCAAUGAGCAGCUACAGCGGAUCCUCAGCACAGUGCAGACCACCAGCAAUGGCCAAGACCCACCAGAGGACCACAGGACCCAGGGAAAUCAAACGGACUCCAAAUCUGGUUCUUCAAUGAAUGAUGGAGGAGGGAAGAGGAAGGAGGAAGACAGAGGAGGAGGAAGGGAAGAAAUAAAGAAGGGCGGAGGAGGAACUGGAAACUCACAGGAUAAAGACAGCAGGUUGUCUGGAAGUCUGUUCAGCUGGCUGGAGGAGCGAGAGUCAGAGAGCAGAGCAGCCAUCGAUGCCAAGAAGGCUCAGUGGAGAAGAGACCUAGAUGAGCAAGUAGCACUGAAGCAGCAGCAGCAGCGUUCGGCCCCUGGCAGACUGCAGGCUGAGGAGGACACAGAGAGUGUGUUAUCAGUUCAGAGCUCUGUCAGCCACAGAGAACAGCCUGCAGCCAUCAGAUCCAGCCUCAGACUCGGGGAGGUCACUCCAAUGGAGGAGGUGCUGGGUGUCGAGAGGAGAGAGGAGCAGAAAAGACGCUGGCUGGAGGAGCUGGACCAACAAAGAGAGGAGACGGCUGAGCGUAGGAGACGGGAAAAACUGCUGCAGAGCCAGACAGAGGACCACGAACUCUGGGCCACACACUUUGACUCUCUGCAGAAAAGACUUCCUGUCCAAAAUGCAGCUCCAUCAGCUCCACUUCCAGCCCUGUACAAUGGCUCUGAGCGAGGAGAGUGGGACCCCUCGUCCAGCUUGUCCCUGGUCUGGGAGGCCAUGAGCAGCUGUGGAGCAGAGAGUGUUGGGGGAGCCAGCAUGGAUACAACCAGCGGAUUCCCAAGUAGACCCAGCUAUCUGAGGACCAUGACCGCCCUGCUGGACCCUUCCCAGAUAGAAGAGAGAGAGAGGAGGAGGCUCAAGCAGCUGGAGCAGCAGCGAGCCAUCGAGGCCCAGGUGGAGGAGCGGCGGCAGCAGAGGGAGCGAGAAGAGGCGAGGAGGAAAGAGGAGGAGGCGGAGGAAGAGAGAAGGGUAGCGGUGGAGAGAGAGAUGCUGGAGAGACGAUAUGAGCUGGACACACUGAAGGAGAGACAGAAGGAGCCGCAGAGCCAUCAGGCCCAGCAGCUUAACAAAGAUCACAAUGACCAAAGACAUCCGGAGACACUGGAGCCCAGUGCACUGACCAGACAGGCCGAGUGUUUGGAGAUCAGCCGUUCAGCCUCCUCAUACAAAGACACUGCUGUACAGACAGAAGCAGCUCCUUCUCUCCCAGCCGACAGAGUUCAGACUCCUCACGUCUCUGCACAGUACCAGCCUCCUCCCUCCCUGCCUGCUGCUCCUCCUCACAGCAGGAGCAGAGCGGUGAGAACAGGCAAGGAGAACAUCUGUGGACCAGGGGGACGAGGAGGUGGAGGAGAAGGAGAAGGAGACCCAUAUGAGGCGUUUGCCAGGACAGAGAGGAGCAGGAGAGACAGGAGGAGGCCAGAGUGGAACACACAGAGGCCCAGUCGUCAGUUCGUUCCAGCCUCGGAGCGUUACCCGGCCUCCCUGCAGAGGAACAGACAGGAGAGUCGAAUGAAGAGGCAGGCUGAGCUCCUUGCUCUGCAGGAGAGGACGUGUCUGUCCAGGACCAACCCUCCUCCUCCUCCUCAGCAACAGGGACCUCGUCUCUGCUCCAACCCCACACAGACCAGAACCAGCCCGACCAGGAAGGUGGAGAGUGUUUCCAGAGGACACACCUCUGCAGCCAGCGGGACUGAAAGGGGGCGCUCUCCUCCCAUCCCUGCUGUCAGACACAGAGUUCAGAGUGAGCAGGCCCCACCCUCCUCCACCCCUCCUCCACCGGUCCUGGAGUUCAUUCCUUACGUCCGGACUACUGAAGUCCUCAACCUGGAUCCAAUGGACCCUUCUGACACCUCCCCACCACACUCACACACAGCUCCUCCACAGAGCUCAGCACCUCCUCCUGCUCCCUCACACCGGGACCCCCUCCUCCAUCCUGAACUGCUUCGUAGCACCCACACACACCGACAGCAGGAGAUCCUGCGAGGCCUGGCCCAGCUACGGCAGGGUUUAUUACAGAAGCAGAGGGAGUUGGAGACAGAUCUGAAUCCCCUGCUGAAGCGCCAUGAGAACGAGCGCCGGUGAUCUCUGACCUCCAUGUGUUGGUGAGUCUGGAUGAAGAAGUGCUAGCACUACAGUGUUUCCACCUGCUGGGAUGGAGAACGUUCAACAGAAAACUGUCACUGUUCUCUGAGGAUCAGUGUUCAGUGUGUCACAGCGUGGAGCAGCACAGUUUUGGGAGUUUUUAAAGUAAAACUGAUUAAUUUGACAGAUAAUCUUGAUUUUGGGAAACACAUCACGCUCGUCCUGGUUGUACUUACCAUCAUGAGGCGGAGGUGAUUGUUUCUUUCCUGCUCAGUAAGUCCAACAAUGUAAGACUGUUUCCUAAAUGUUAGUAUUUUCACUGCUGGAAACAUGUGGCUCUUUGUACAUUUCCUGCUGCGUUCAGACUGAACACAAAGUGUGUUAUUUGCCCCAUUGAUGUCACUUUUUAUCUGAAAUUUAAAUUUCUAUCUAUUCAAUCUGUAAGGACCUGUUCUGUUUCAUACUUCAGACUCCAGCAGCCGCGUUCAUGAAGUUCACUGACGCUCAGAUAAAUACACCAAUUGUAAAUGGGGCUACUGUUACUACAACUCUUCAUUGAGGGGGAAGUACAUCAAUUGUACACAUCAGGGUCUGUUUACAGGCUUUACAAACGACUGCAUACAAGCCGUAUAAAGCCUUUCCUGGCUGCAGAGGGAGCUGCGCAAAUGCUGACUCGGGUGACAUCACUCGAAUCAGCGUCAGUUGGGGCUGAAACUAGAAGUUUGAAAAUGAAAAAUAUCUGGAGGUGAGGAGCUAAAAAGAAGAGCUGUAGCCCACUCGUCAUCUCUGCUUUAGGCUCGAGGCUACAUUAGCUGCUGCUGGCACAACAAACACCAAACCAUCUGAUGGAAGAAAUCAUGGAUGACGGUAAAACUUACCGUGACGUUUGCUUGUCACUCAGGCUGCGAAGUCACCGCAAACCAACAGAUUAACGUUAACCUACAGCACAUCAUUUGAAUGAGUUUCAUGAUUUGAAUUUGUUUGAAGUGGCUCAGAGUGUGGCACAGCAGCUUCCAGUGGAUAAUGGAGGUUGUAUUUACUAUAGCCUUCAACUGUGAUAAGCAGCCAAACAGCAUAUAUUCAUUGUCGUACUAAUGGUAACAAACAUUUUCUUUGCCUUCAGUCUGAACACACCUGAGAAUUUCUUGGUUUUGAACACUGACUUUGUAGAUCCAACAUAAGCACUCGACUGAGUUUCUCACUUCGUUUCACUACAAACACCUUUAAAUCUGCACCAUCAGUCCUACCUCACAUCAACAUCUUUCAUACCACAAAUACGAAACUAAAAUACCGCUCAUGUAUAUCUGCUCACCAGCUGAAUUUAUAUGGAUGAGCAUCAUUUUAUGUGAAGAUUGUGUUUUAAAAUUCAGUUUUUUAAGCACUUUCCAUAAGAAUGACACUGUACCAAACAGGUAUUGAGGUUUUUUUCUUCUUCGGGAGCUUGGAGGUACUGCCCUCCUUUUCUUUGGAUCAUCCUGCCCUCAGAGGAGCACAGUGGACUUAUUUAAAUCACGAAUGAAAAAUGUUUGUCUUUGUGUCUUCAGCUUCCUGCUGGCCGAGGAGCUCGAAGUUUCCAUUUAUGCUUCUGUGUUUCUGUAAUUUUUCUGGUUUUAUUGUAUUAGUGUAUUUUUUAUUUAUUGCUA
Messenger RNA from Chelmon rostratus (copperband butterflyfish), 4366 nucleotides. RefSeq names its product coiled-coil domain containing 66 (gene ccdc66). The record is from RefSeq and is a predicted model, not a curated record. Gene Ontology annotation, biological process: cilium assembly. NCBI's taxonomy places the organism in Eukaryota, Metazoa, Chordata, Actinopteri, Chaetodontiformes, Chaetodontidae. Gene Ontology annotation, molecular function: microtubule binding. Bases 108 to 2723 code for a protein of 871 amino acids. Gene Ontology annotation, cellular component: microtubule; cilium. The transcript has 21 exons.